Aaosphaeria arxii CBS 175.79 is the source of this 1815-nucleotide messenger RNA. Its product is annotated as MFS transporter. The record is from RefSeq and is a predicted model, not a curated record. The transcript has 4 exons. Bases 1 to 1815 code for a protein of 604 amino acids. Gene Ontology annotation, molecular function: transmembrane transporter activity. Lineage: Eukaryota; Fungi; Ascomycota; Dothideomycetes; Pleosporales. Gene Ontology annotation, biological process: transmembrane transport.
AUGGGUGUGGAUUCUGAGGAAGCGAGACGAAGUGUAGAAAAUGGGGACGAGAAGAGAAUAAAUGAGAAAGAAGCUAUUCCAUCAGGAGAGAAGGGAGAUGCUACUGUCAAAGAGAAUGGUGUCGUGAGGACAGACGAUGCGAGUGGCGAAAAACAUACUGGCGAAUUUGGAGGAAAUGUGAAGGAACUAACCACCGAAGAUCAUGAUCCUAGUAGUCCCUCAAAGCCGACAGGAAAGGACAACACUGGUGACGAAGAAGAGGACGAGGAAGAUGAAGACGAAUCAAAAUAUCUCAGCGGAAUCAAGCUCGGAAUCCUGUCGCUUGGCCUGUGUCUCACGACGUUCGUGAUCGCACUCGACAACACCAUCAUCGCAACCGCCAUCCCCAAAAUCACCACCGUCUUCAACAGUCUCGAGGAUGUCGGUUGGUACGGCUCGUCCUACCUUCUCACGACCUGUUCCCUCCAGCCGUCCUUUGGCAAAAUAUACACAUACUUUGACGUGAAAUACACCUAUCUGUUCGCUCUCUUGCUCUUCGAAGUCGGUUCCAUCAUCUGUGCAGCAGCGAAGACUUCGCCUAUGUUUAUCAUCGGCCGCGCGGUUGCUGGUGCGGGUGCAGCAGCUCUCUUCUCGGGUGGUAUGACAAUCAUCGGGUACUCUGUGCCACUUCGGAAACGUCCCAUCUAUAUUGCUGCUCUGUCUAGUAUGUUCGGCAUUGCAUCUGUUGUCGGUCCAAUUCUUGGAGGAGCGCUCACUGACAAUGUCUCUUGGCGCUGGUGUUUCUGGAUCAACCUACCAUUCGGUGCUGUUUCAAUCGGCGUCGUUGGCUUCUUCUUCAAGAAUCCGGAACGGCAGUACAGCCACAUCCCAUUCAAACAACGGGUGAAGGAAGUCGAUAUCGUCGGUGCCGUGUUUCUCAUUUGCGCCAUUGUAUGCCUCCUGCUUGCUUUGCAGUGGGGCGGUCAGACGUAUCCAUGGAAGAACUCCAAGGUCUGGGGUACGUUGUUGGGCUUUGGACUUAUCAUUGCGGUCUUCAUUGCAAUUCAGAUCUAUCAGAAGGACCGGGCGACGAUUCCUCUCAGAGUGUUCAAGCAAAGAACUGUGUUGGUCAGCUGCGUGUUCUCCGCACUAUUGUCCAUGGGUCUAUACACGCAUAUCUUCUACCUCCCCUUCUACUUCCAAGCCUCGAAAGGCACCUCAGCCGAAGAAUCCGGCAUCCGCACCAUCGCCUACCUCGUCAGCAUAACCCUCGCUUCGAUCGUCAUCGGGGGCCUCAUCACCGCCAUCGGCUACUACUCCCCCUUCAUGUGGUUCGGCUCCGCCAUCUUCACCAUCGGCUGCGGCAUGCUGUACACCCUCCGCGUGGCGUCCCCACCCGGCCAAUGGAUCGGCUACCAGAUUCUGGCAGGCGUCGGCGCCGGCGCAUCCGUCCAGAUCCCCUUCAUCGCCGUGCAGGUCGUGACCUCCACGAAAGACAUGCCGACCGCAAACGCCUGCGUCAUGUUCUUCAAUUCCCUCGGCGGCGCCAUCGCAAUCUCCAUCGCGCAGAACAUCUUCGUCAACUCGCUGUCCCGCGAGAUCCCCAAGCACGUCCCGGGGCUCGACCCACGCAUCGUGAUCGGCGCGGGUGCGACGUAUGUGAGGAAUGUGGUGCCGGCGGAGUUGCUGGAGGGUGUGUUGGUUGCGUAUACGAAGGCGAUUACGAGUGCGUUCAUCCUGGCGAUUGCGACGGCGGGGAUGGCGUUUGCGGUUAGUCUUGGGAUGGAGUGGAAGAGCGUGAAGGGGAAGAAGAUUGUGGCUGCUGGUGCUGGGUAG